AUGUGGGGCUGGUUUGGAGGCGGCGCCGCCUCUCAGAAGAAGAAGGAUUCGGCCAAGAAUGCCAUCCUCGGCUUGCGGUCGCAGCUUGACAUGCUGCAGAAACGAGAGCGGCACAUCCAGAACCAGAUCGAGGAGCAGGAGGCCAUCGCCAGGAAGAACGUCAACACAAACAAGACAGUGGCCAAGGGCGCCCUGCGGCGCAAGAAGAUGGCAGAGGGCACGCUAGAUAAGACGAUUGCGCAGAUUACAACGCUCGAGCAGCAGAUCAACGCCAUGGAGUCUGCGAAUAUCAACCGCGAAACCUUGGCAGUGUUGGAGAAGUCAUCAGCAGCCAUCAAGGAUAUCCACCAAGGCCUGACACCGGAGAAGGUGGAUGCAAUCAUGGAUAAAAUUAAUGAACAGAAUGCGCUCAGCGAAGAAAUUGUCAGCGUAAUUACCAACAACACGAUUGGCGAGGCGGUUGACGAUGACGAGCUGGAGAGAGAGUUGGCGGAUCUGCAACAAGAGCAGGUCGAUGAGCAAAUGUUGAGCACAGGCAACGUGCCUCUGACAGACGCAGUCCACAAGUUGCCCACGCCAUCGCAUGCAGAGCCCAUAUCUAGCAGGAAAGUGGCCGUUGAGGAGGAUGACGAGGAAGCCGAGCUUCGGAAAUUGCAAGCCGAGAUGGCCAUGUGA
Messenger RNA from Trichoderma aggressivum f. europaeum, 675 nucleotides. RefSeq lists its product as uncharacterized. The transcript has 4 exons. Gene Ontology annotation, cellular component: multivesicular body; cytoplasmic side of plasma membrane; ESCRT III complex. Bases 1 to 675 code for a protein of 224 amino acids. Gene Ontology annotation, biological process: vesicle budding from membrane; late endosome to vacuole transport via multivesicular body sorting pathway. Lineage: Eukaryota; Fungi; Ascomycota; Sordariomycetes; Hypocreales; Hypocreaceae. The record is from RefSeq and is a predicted model, not a curated record.